AUGGAAAGUGAUUAUGGUAAUAAAAGCUGGAUAGGACUUCCACGAUACCACGAAGAAUAUGAAAAGGGGAUAAAAGCUUUUGUUGAGAAGGCAUUUGCCCUUUUUUCUGUUGGUGAUGAAUUAAAGUGCCCCUGCAAAGAUUGUGAUGAUCGUAAGUGGCAUCGUGCAGAUGUAAUUUAUGAUCAUCUAAUUUGCAGGGGACCUUCUAUGUCGCAUGUCCAGUGGAUUUAUAGGAUUUCAGGAGCCAAAAUAAGAGAUACGACAGAUUUUAAGGACUGUGAAGCGGGGGCUGCCUUCGGGGAUAAUUUACAAGAUAUGUUCGAUUGUACAGGUAGGAGGUUUCAGAAUGUAGAAGUAGGACCAAAUGCGGAGGCUAAAAAUUUUUAUCGCCUUGUCGAGGAGGGAAAAAACCCGCUAUAUCCGGGCUGCACAAAUUUUUCUAUGCUAAGUUUUAUCAUCCGUCUUUACCAUUUGAAGUGUGUCCAUGGUAUAACCGAGUCGGGCUUCAGUGAUUUAUUAAUUCUGAUUAAAGAAGCCUUUCCUGAAGCCAAUGUGCCUAUAUCUUUCACUGCUGCUAAAAAUAUAAUCAAGGACUUAGGUCUUGAUUAUCAUAAAAUACAUGCCUGCCCUAACAGUUGCAUGCUGUAUUGGGGCAAUAAUAAGGAUAAAAUAGUUUGUGAUAAUUGUGGGGUUUCGAGGUGGGUUAUACAAGAAAAGAAAGGGUCUGCUGUUAAUGAUGAUUCAGAGAGAAUUAUUAGCAAAGUACCUGCAAACGUCAUGAGAUACUUUCCCCUUAAACCUAGGUUGCAAAGAAUUUUCAUGUGCAAAGAGUUUUCUAAACUCAUGACUUGGCAUGCAACGGGACGGGUAGAAGAUGGUAAGCUUAGGCAUCCGGCUGAUGCCUUAGCUUGGAAGAUGAUGGAUGCUAACUAUCCUGAAUUUUCUUCGGAAAUUCGAAAUGUAAGACUAGGUGUAGCUGCUGAUGGAUUCUCUCCGUAUCGUACGAUGAGUGUUUCUCAUAGUACAUGGCCUAUAGUACUAGUAAACUACAACCUCCCACCUUGGAUUUGCAUGAAACAAGAAAAUUUAAUUCUUUCGACGUUGAUAUCGGGUCCAAAUUCCCCUUCAAAUAGUAUCGACGUAUAUAUGCAACCAUUAAUCGCUGAGUUGAAUGAGUUGUGGGAUAUUGGCAUCCAAACCUAUGAUGCCAUGACUGAUCAGAACUUCAAUUUACGGGCAGGGGUACUCUGGACCAUUAGCGACUUUCCGGGCUAUGCUAUGUUGUCCGGUUGGAGCACAAAAGGCAAGUUAGCAUGCCCGGUGUGCCAUUACGAAACCUGCUCAGAAUAUUUGAAACACAGCCGUAAGAUGUGCUAUAUGAGUCAUCGUAGGUUUCUUGAUCCUUCCCACAAAUGGAGGUUUGACAAGAAAAAUUUUAAUGGGGCAAUUGAGACGAGGCAGAGUGCAGAACCGUUGACGGGAACAGAGGUUGAACAGCUGCUGUUUGGGUUUAAAAAUCAGUUUGGAGAAAAUAAAAAAAGAAAGCGUGAAAGUGGCAUCCCUUUUAAAAAGAGGUCUAUUUUUUUCGAUUUACCUUAUUGGAAGCAUAAUCCAUUAAGACACAACCUCGAUGUCAUGCACAUCGAAAAAAACAUUUGCGAUAGUAUAUUAGGUACCUUGCUUAAUAUUAGUGGGAAGUCAAAAGAUCAUUUGGCAGCUCGAUUUGAUUUACAAGAAAUGGGAAUACGGAAGUCCCUUCAUCCGAUGGAAUCUGCUGAUGGGAAAUCUUAUGAAAUUAAUGCAGCCUUAUUUGACAUGUCAAACAAGGAGAAAGACAUAUUUUGCAAGGUAUUAAAGAAUGCAAAAUUACCUUACGGCUGUGCCUCUAAUAUUAGUCGUUAUGUGCACACAAACGAGAGGAAGAUAUUGGGGUAUAAGAGCCAUGAUGCGCAUUUUAUACUUCAUUACUUGUUGCAAUUUGCUGUGAAGAAAUCAGUCAAAGCUGAUGUUGCGAAGCCGCUGAUAAAAUUCAGUGCAUUUCUUCGAGGUUUGUGGAGUAAGGCCAUUCACUUGGAUGAUAUUCAGAGGCUGCAAGACGAAAUUGUCAACAUCUUAUGUGAAUUUGAGAUAAUUUUCCCACCUGCUUUUUUUGAUGUCAUGGUGCACCUCCCCGUUCAUUUGUGUAGAGAGAUUGAAUACGGUGGACCCGAGCACCUUCGCUGCAUGUAUCCUAUUGAGCGAUAUCUUUGUAAAUUGAAAAACUAUGUCCGUAAUAGGUCUAGACCCGAAGGUUCAAUUGCAGAAGGCUAUUUGGCAGAGGAGUGCGUUACAUUCUGUUCAAGAUUUUUGGGUGGUGAACCAUUAACUGAUUUUUCAAAAUGUCCAACAAAUGCGGAAUAUCAUAUUGGCGGCAGAAAGAAUAAAGAUGGCAAAGUUAUUCAGCUAGCAGAUUCAGUUUGGAAAGCUUGUCAUACUUACAUUCUUUUCAAUUGCGGUAAUAAGGAAAUUGAGACAUUGAUCGAGGAUCACCGCGCGUUAGUGGAAGCUCAUUCAAAAUCAAAAAAAUACAAGAAAGAGCAAGCACACUCUGAAGAUUUCUGGAAGUGGUUAACAGAGGUGGUGGGAAAAAGGGUGGAAGUUUCAUCUGAUUUACGUGUCCUUGCUUUGGGUCCUAAUCGAAUGGCCAGGAGGUACAGUGGCUACGUGGUAAAUGGAUAUCGUUUUCACACGAAGAGCAGAGAUUCAAAAUGCACAACCCAAAACAGCGGUGUAUUUUUGACUGCUGAAACGACAAGUUUUGCAAGUUCGAAAGAUGAUAAUCCAAAAGUCGGGGCUGUCAAUUACUAUGGAUCAGUUGAAGAGAUUGUUAAAGUUGAUUAUUGGGGAGUUUUUGCAGUGGUUCUUUUCAGGUGCACUUGGUACCAAGAAGAGAAGGAUCCAUAUGGUCUUACCAAGGUGAAUUUUAAGAAGACCAUCUGCAGAUCAGAACCUUAUGUCAUUGCAUCCCAGGUGCAACAAGUAUUUUACGUGGAAGAUCCGACUGAAAAGAUGGUGUAUUAUGUCAUAAAAAAAUUACCAAGGGAGUGGUGUGAUGCUGAACAAGAAAAUGCAUAUGAUCAGAUUGAUGACAGUCAUGAUAUCGAACCUGGAUAUGAAAUUCAUAGUAAAGAUGGUGAAUUUAGUUGGUUCAGGGAUGAUAUCCCUAAAAUAGAAUUUCCCAUUGAACAAAAUCAAGAAGACCUGUAG
Daucus carota subsp. sativus is the source of this 3246-nucleotide messenger RNA. RefSeq lists its product as uncharacterized. The transcript has 2 exons. Bases 1 to 3246 code for a protein of 1081 amino acids. NCBI's taxonomy places the organism in Eukaryota, Viridiplantae, Streptophyta, Magnoliopsida, Apiales, Apiaceae. The record is from RefSeq and is a predicted model, not a curated record.